CCCUCCAAUCUUUCAUCCUCAGCGAAUUACUGUUUGGCAUGUUGGUGACGCCACUAGCAAUAGGAAAGCUGCUUUCUCUUGCUGUGGGUUUAUUGAGAAGAUUAUUAAAACUUUUUCAUUGAAAAAUACUUGGCAGAGACUUCUGAAUAAGUUCCAAGGAUAUUUUUGCCCGCAUCCACCUCCAACGGAACAAGUAGCACUUGGGGGAGAAAAAAAGGAAGCAAAACCCCACCGACAGUCCUCAUGGCUGCCAAAAAGGGUCCUGAGCGAGCAUGCCUUGUGAGUGAGAGGGACACCAAGAAGUACUCCUUAGCCCUAGACAGGAUGAGCUGGCAUCAGAAGAAUUUCAAUGAGGAGAGGCAGCAGCAGGAAGAAGAAAAUGCCGAAGCUAAUCAAGCAUAUCACUGUCAUGGCUACUUACAGGCCUAUGAGGAUAGGAAAGGGGAGCAGAACCGAGCACGGAGGAAGCUCUACACAGCAUCAGUAAUUUGCAUCAUCUUCAUGGUUGCCGAGAUUACAGGGGAGUAUCUUUGUGGGCAGAUAGCUGGCAGCCUGGCGGUGGUCAGUGAUGCAGCACACAUCCUGGUGGACCUGACGAGCUUCCUGAUCAGUCUCUUCUCACUGUGGCUGGCCUCCAAGCCUCCCACCAAGCAGUUAACUUUCGGGUGGCACCGAGCAGAAAUUCUGGGAGCUCUGAUGUCUAUGAUAAUCAUUUGGAUGGUGACUGGUGUGCUGACAUAUUUGGCUAGCAUGAGGCUGCUACACCCCAAUUAUGAUAUUGAUGCUGCAGUGAUGCUCAUCACCUCUGCUUGUGCUGUGUUCGCCAAUAUCCUACUAAGCCUGAUUCUGCACCAGACUGGACACAGGCAUAGCCACGGGGCACAAGCCAGGGAAACUUCACAGGCCCCUCUAGAAAAACCAGCUCUGAGAAAUGCCAGCCUGCGGGCAGCCUUUGUGCAUGCCAUUGGGGAUUUAUUCCAGAGUAUUAGUGUGCUAAUUAGUGCACUUAUCAUCUUCUUUAAGCCAGAAUACAAAAUAGCUGAUCCAAUCUGCACAUUUGUGUUUUCCAUCUUUGUUUUGGCAACCACCGUCACCAUUUUAAGGGAUAUUUUGAUUGUGUUAAUGGAAGGAACAGAGAAAGGACUUUCUUACGAUGCAGUGAAAGCAAGAAUUUUAGCAGUUGAGAAAGUGGAAUCUGUUCACAACCUUCAUCUUUGGUCUCUGACGAUGAAUCAAACGAUUCUAUCUGCUCAUGUGGCCACAGACACAGUGGACAGUCAGAAGAUUUUGAAAGACAUCACCCAAGCCUUGUUUGAGCACUACAGCUUCCACUCCAUCACCAUUCAGAUUGAAUCAGGAGAGGAACAUAAACAAAACUGUGUCUUCUGUCAGGAGCCAAGAGAUUAAAGGAAGCAUUAUGUUAUGCAAAACAAUGACCACUCUUACAGGUCAAUGGAGACUAUAUGUGCUGGUUAUUUGUAAUUGAUUAAUAAUAAAUGGUAAUUAACUACACUAAAAAGCCCUGCCACUAAGAGCUGUGCAUGGACCAUUAUUUGUUGGUAUUAGGUCCAUCCAUCAGCUAGAUUACCUGUUCAUCAGUGGCUACCUUCAAUUAGAAAAGAUUCUAAAUUAUUCCUCACUGGAGUGACAGACUGGCACUAAAGCAACAUUAAAGAGUCCCUGUUUGUAAUCACAGGUAACAAAAACUAAUCAACCUUCAAAUUACCCACAGACUAAUUAUCAAAAAAGGUAAUGAAAUGUAAAUUUGGUAUUAGCAAAGCUCAACACUGUUACUCAGGAUAAAGGAGAAAAUUUAAGCUUGCAUGAGGGAUGAAGAGAUCUGGAAAACAAAGGCAUGCUAAUAUGUGCUUUCUUUGCCUUCCUCCUCAGGUGCGCACUAUAUUCUGCAGCAUGUAUCACAAGAGGAUUAAUUUCAUUCAAAGUUGGCAAAUAGUUCUUAAUUUCAUGGCUACUUCUAUUCAGUUUUUCAACUAGCCCUCAGCCAAACUCUUCUACCAGACACAGUCAAUAUUCUACACCAUUGAGACAACCCAUAACUCAUAUUACCCAACACAAUGACAAACUGUGAUGGAACAUGUGUAGCAGAUUUUUGGAAGUCCUUGUCACAGGGUGCUGCUGGGUUGUGACAACAAAAAAGACCAAGUGCUCCUAGAAAAUGAAAAUGUAAUUAGGACAAAAAAAGACUUAGGGGACUUUGUGAACAUUAACACAACUUGUAUUAAUAACACAACUUGUGAACUAACAUCCUUCAUAGUAAUGCCUGUGGAGCGCAACCCGCUAAUGCUACAUCCCUGAAGUCAUACCAGAUAAUUAAAAAUCCUUUGGCAUGUCAGACAGUCAUUUGCUGAUCUGGGAAGGGACAUACCUCCCUUUUGGACAGCAAAUUCCCAGAUCUCCUGACCAAGGUAUAUGUUAAAUCUUCCUCUUCAACAUGCUCCAUGGUCACUUUAGAAAUGGAAACCAGAGUUAGUCUUGCUGCAGUCCCUCUAUUUUUGUCCAACUAACUGACAAACUCUCACUUAUCAGUAAAAAUAAUGCUUACUCAUGAAAAUGCAUUCUCAAGUGUUUCUUCACAAAACAAUUUCAGUUCUGCUCUUGACCUUAAUAGUGCAGCUUCAGUUUCCAUAAAGAACUGGACUUAAUGUUUUCCCACUUCACACUUCUUGCUUCCACAGCUGUAGGGCUCACUUUAUUAACAAGUUACUUAAACAUAAAGUGUGUGAAACCAGGUGGUACUGAGAUCCUAAGCUGGCAGUUGGAAAGAAAGAGCACUGAGUUAUUAAGCAUUAAGGUAUAAACACAUCUUCCUUUUAUGGAAUUCAAGUUUUAUUUGCAAUAUGUUCACAUUAAUUUUCUGCUUUAUCAUCCUAAAAAGAUUAGAACUUAUUAUUAGGGGCUUUGGCUAUGGAUAAUUCAUAACUAUGUGAUGAGAGACCAAUACAUUAAGUUGGCAAUUGUUACCUGUUAAGGAGAAAAGCAAAUUACUCUGCUUCGUGGAAGCUUCCUGGAAGAUCUUGUUAGAUAAACCUCUCAGUGAAAGAUAAGAUAUUAAAAUACAGAAUUUCAUGACUAUCUCAUUAUUUAGUGGCUUGUAAGAACAAAGAGAACAGCUGUGGUAUUCGGUACAAUGCUAAAGACAAUUCUUGCCCUUAACAGUUGAAACUCCCAAAGAAAAGACAUAGAUAAAUCAGAUCACAGUAAAAAACUUGGAAUGAAGAAAUGAAUUUUAAUUUUGGCCAGUUUUUCUGCCGCUAUAAGUUAGCAUGUUUGCCUCCUACCAAAACCAGCACAGCUAUGCUUGAUAGGUAACAUGGACAUCCUUUUUAUUAGAAGGCGAGGACAAGUGAUAUUACGGCCUUCAUAGAAGAAUAUUUUGAGUGAGAUGAGGAUACAGACCUGGACAUAAUGGGGAAUUUGAGGGCAUAGUUGUAUUAUCAAGGACAGCAUAAAAGUAAAUGAGUUGGUGAAAGAAGCAUCCCCAUGAGAUACAGAUUCAGUUCUGAGAUUUAAGUUGAGAUAGAGGUGAAAAUAAGAAGUUUAAAAGCAAGUGUUUUACCUUAGGAAAAGUUUUAACCAUGAAAGUGACAAAGUCCACCAAGGAGGUAAAUUUGAGUAGCAGAUCUGUGGAAAAGCUGGAUGGAAGCAGCCAGAACAAGGACUGAUGAGGAUAUUGUCCAAAUGAAUUGAAAGGACAGGGAAGUCUUACAUUAAAACUUGGGGAAAAAAGUGAUGAAACAUAACGACACGAGGAAAGAAAAUGCUAACCCAAAAUAUUGAUCCUUAAUGAAAAGGUGUAGAGGAAAGCUGCAAAGGAAGGUGUAAGAAAGAAAUGAGAAGGCAGCUGUCAUCCAGGUAUAAGGUUGUUUUCAGAAUAAUAUUUGACUAUCUGAAAUUUCUGCAAAAAUGCUGCUGUGGCAGAAAGGCCAGGGCCACGGAAUUCAGAGACAAUUUCUAGGUUUUUCUGCUUUUAUUAACUUUACAUUUUUUUGAUCAUUUGCAGAAUAAUUGUAAGAAAAUUGAUUAAAAAUUGCUUUUUCUAAAUCCAUUCUUGGAGCUAUUGUGAAAAAGAGAAGUAUUUAUCAAGAAAGUAGUCUGUUUCCAUAUCUAUGUGUAUUUUGGUGGAAUUCACUUCGCAUGGACAAGUACAUGGCUUACUGGCAACACUGAAAUUUUAAGUACAUAUGCUCUCUAAAUGUUAAUGUAGCCGUUUUGCAGCUUGUAAAUUAUAUAGUUCUCUAAUCGCCAAGCAACCCUCUCCAUCUUUUCUACAACCAAAAUCUCAUGUAGAGCUCAGAGGAUAUCGAGUUUGCAGGACUUUUUUGAGUAGAAACCAUGUAUCUGACUAACACAAAGCUGGACUAUCCUUGUUCAGCACUGACAAAUGGCCUAGCUGCCAACAUUGCACUGAGAUGCUCACCAAAAGAUGAGAGAAAUACUUAUAGUGACUCAAAAUGGAAACAGGUAAUGUUUCCUGUCCUUAGCAUCACAGGAAUAGUCCCUUUCUUAAGUAUCAUCAUAGCCAAGAGUGUUUUCUUUCCUGCUUGUAAAGCUGGCAUGCUGUAUCAGGCCUUCUUCAGUGCCUCACUCAGCAAUAAUGCACAUAUACAUACUUUCCUUCUUCUCUCCUUUUUCGUCCCCUUGGAGUGUUGUUCCCUGCAUCUCUAUUUUUUUCCCAUUUGUCUUUUUUUUUUCUUUUUUUUCUGCAAGGCCUUGACUGUGUGCCUAUUCAAAUUCCAGUGCAAACAUCAUGUUUUUUUACUUAUUUUUUCUGCUUACAGCCUCUCCCAUUCUUCUUCUUCAUCCUGUGUGGUUAGAUUAAGAGCUCCUUAGAAAGAGGCUGCCUUUUGCUCCAUGUCUGCUGAUAACAUGAUAUGAAUAAUCUUUUCAUCUGACUUUAUUUUAAGCACAAUUAAAAUGGGGUUCUAAUAAAAAUCUUCCAGGUAUUGCACAUUAGUCCAUGUCAAGCACAACAAUAUAGUUAGUUUGUAUUGAAGUAACUUAUAAGUCUCAUAUCCAAAAAGUCAUCUGUACUAGCUCCAGCUUAAGGUACUCUUUCAUAAUCUCAACCCUGCUGAUAACGUUAAGCUAAGAAAAUAAAAUCCUUUCCCACCUGAGUAAACAAAAUUUAAUCAAGAAAGUAAUUAGAAACAUUGAGUUGCUUAACUGCUUCCUGAAUCAUCAUCUUCCCGAGGUCAUUCAGCAGGACUCCUCACUGCCAGGACUUUCUGUCAGACUGUAUCUAGCAAGAAUGCACUGCGUUGAAGAAUGCUUUGGAGAGCAGCCCAGUGAGAGAAAUGGCUGCAAUGGAAGUACAGGUUGGAUAUUAGGAAACUGGGGAUCUUCAAGAAAAGGAUAGAUGUGUCACUGAGUGACAUGUUCUAGAGUGGUCACAGG
This is a messenger RNA of Meleagris gallopavo (turkey), 5415 nucleotides long. The record is from RefSeq and is a predicted model, not a curated record. NCBI's taxonomy places the organism in Eukaryota, Metazoa, Chordata, Aves, Galliformes, Phasianidae.